Bradysia coprophila is the source of this 588-nucleotide messenger RNA. RefSeq lists its product as uncharacterized. The record is from RefSeq and is a predicted model, not a curated record. Lineage: Eukaryota; Metazoa; Arthropoda; Insecta; Diptera; Sciaridae.
CAGCGUCGAAUCAAAAUCGUUUAUAGUUUUCCAUGGAAACGAACUGUCACACUGACAAUGUCAUAGCACCGCGUUCGUUUCAUUAAAUCGAUUGAGUCAAAGUUCGGAAGCGCAAAAUUUAUUUCAGUGAACAAAUGCCGUCCCGACAAGAAAAUCGCGAUAAUGCCGAUCUGAGUGUUCAUCCGAGCUAUACAAAUUUGAAAAUUCCUUACGAUGUCCUGUGUAAACUUGCCUAUCAAGCUGCGAGUCGAAAGUACAGCAAACAAUUUUUGUACGAAUUGAAAAUGCAAGAAGCUAUGCAACCGAGUGCGUAUGACGCGAUGCGUUUCAAUCGAUACUUUGCCAUUACAACAUUGUGGCCACCGUUACACACCCGGAAGGAGAUCGACUACACGCUGAAUAGAAUGUUUACGUUAACGCCGAAACAACAGAAGCGCCUCAACGAACUGAUGACCGAAAGGCAAUUUUAAACGAUCGGCUGUGUCGAUGUCGAAUCGACGGUCAAAUAUUCCAGUUCAAAAUCUUUUUUUUGUUCAACCAACCAACGCAUCAUGGAUGGACGUAAAUAAAUUGGAAUAUUGAAACUCA